This is a messenger RNA of Pelagomonas calceolata, 2778 nucleotides long. The record is from the annotation of a GenBank genome assembly. Lineage: Eukaryota; Pelagophyceae; Pelagomonadales; Pelagomonadaceae.
CACUCCCUGCCGCAACAAAAAAGCCAAAAGCUGUGCCCCAGGACAGCCUUUGUAUUGUAGAGGAGCUACACUUAGUGACCCAAUCGCCACGCUUGCGCUGCUUCAACCGCUUCGGGCCGAGGGGCCGCAGACAACUCGCAGAGCAGCAGAGAGACCUCAAGCCCAUCAGGAGGUGCAAGGCCGUGUCGGAACACGCCGCCGCGCAAAGAAUGGCCGCGAGACCCUGGAUGGACGACGGCGCGAGCCAGCACUGCCUGCUCUGCCACCAGGCUUUUAGCUUUACGAACCGGAGGCACCACUGCCGGAGCUGCGCGCGCUUGGUCUGCGGCGCCUGCUCGAGCCGGAGCAUGCGUUUGGAGAGCAUCCAGCGGCCCUCGUCCUCAAUACGAAAUGUAGGGACCCAGCUGGCCAAGACGACGCUGGCCACGGCCGCCUCGAUGCUCACCACCACUACAAAUGAAUCGGAGCGCGUCUGCGACGACUGCUGGGCGCGGCUCGGCCGCGGCCGGAGCGCGACGCCGCCGCCUCCAUCACAUCACGCCGACGAUGAUGUAGCGUAUGAUGCUGAAUUGAUGGAUGUGGCCGCCGACGGUAUCAGAAACAUAGCUCUGGAAGUACGGGCGCCCGACGGCCGCGUGCUCAGCGACGGGAAUUCGUUCAGUAUGACAUUGCCAUCAUCAACGCGCGUCGCGGGCGCCUACGUCAUUGUUACGGCUCGUGAUAAGUCCAAGUCGUCGGCAGUGAGGGACGACGUCGUGGGAAGAGGUCGCGUCUUCCUCGAAGAAGGCCAACGACAUAUCCAGUUGCUGCGCGACGGUGGUGUUAAGGGCACCGUACUGGUCAAAGCGACGCGGUCCUCGGCGAAGAAACCUCUACAAGUCGCGACGAUACCACCUCAAACGUCGAAACACAUGUGGCCCGUGGCUUUAUCAGAGUUGUACCCGCCCGGGACCACGGUGCACGACGCCUGUUUUGAGCACAUUAAUGGUACCAUAGUGCCCGCGUCAGAACAAGCUCUGGACGCCUUUGCCGACGUGGACAGAGGGUGCCUCAUAGUCACGUCGCACCGUUUUUUGCACGUGGCUCAUACGUUAGAUGUUAUUAGUGUGCCGCACGCGUCCAUCUUAAAUGUGGAGGUCGUCCAGCGCGACGACGCGUUGGUGCUGGUGCUGACGACGCGGUCCUAUAAAUCAAUAACGUUCUCGUCGCGCAGCGCCACCAAUCGCGACUGGAGCUGGUGCCGCUCCGAGUGGCAGUGGCGCGUCGGCGAGGACCGCUUCUAUGCGAGGCCGGAGGCUGUUGUGAUCUGCGUGGAAAUCAAAUUUUGGACGCCCCACGCCAUCGAUGCGAUGUUGUCUCCGUAGUAACCUAGCUCACUGGUUGAUUUUCACACAGGUUGUGACGGCGGAUCACGACGAUAAUGACGAUGAAGAUGAGGACACGGAGCUGCUCUCGAGGCUCGGCCUGAAUGAUCUCGACGACCGCGCAUUGAGACGGAAUCGGCUGAAGCGCUUCAUCGAACCUCAGAAGGAGCGGGCGCCGUCACAAAGCGGCGCCGACGUCGACCUAGGAGCAGAGUUCGCCAGGCAGGGCGUGGCCACCGACGCGCGCUGGCGCUUUACGCAAGCGAAUUCGAGUUAUGACCUUUGUGCUACGUAUCCUCCUCUGCUCAUCGUGCCGGCGGCGUUGAGCGACGCCCGACUCAAGGAAGGGUCCAGAUGGCGGUCCAAGCGGCGCGUACCUGUCUUGACCUGGUACGAUCGAGCUAGUGGUGCGGCCUUAAUACGAGCAUCCCAACCAAAGUCCGGCAUCACGGGCGCUCAUGUGGAUGACGCCGCUCUCCUCCAUGUGCGCGCGGCCGCCGCGCGGAGCCGCGGCGCCGUCGCGGCGCGCUUGGACGACCCGACGGCUUUUGAUGAUGAGGAAGGUUUUGCGAAUAGUUCGCCGUACAAAUCCACGACGGCGCCGAUCUUGCGCAUCUGCGACUGUCGUUCUAUUGUAGCGGCCAAGGCGAACCAAUUGGCCGGCCGGGGCCACGAGACUACCUCCAAAUUAGGUGGUUCGAGGGCCGCGACGCUCGAGUUUCUGGAUCUGGAGAACUUCCACGUCAUUCGCAACGCCAAGAAACGGUUGUCAGAAGCUUCGACCUUGGAGGACUACUACCGCGCGUUGCACGAAUCGCGCUGGCCCGUCUACGUCCAAGCACUAAUUAGUGCAGCGAAGGUCGUCGCGGAUCAUUUGGACAGAGGCGAUCCUUGUUUUGUGCACUGUAGCGACGGCUGGGACCGCACGCCGCAAGUGUGUGCUUUGGCUCAAAUAAUAGUGGAUCCCUACUUUCGAACAAUAAAAGGCUUCGCCGUGCUCAUAGAAAAGGACUUCUGCGCCUUCGGCCACCCCUUCGCAAUGAGAAGUGGAUCGAAGGGCGAGGGCGAAGCCGGUCCGGUCUUCGACCAGUUCCUGGAGUGCGUGCAGUCGCUGCGGCGGGGCGCGCCGGCGUCCUUCGAGUUCACUGAAUCAUUACUGGCGUUGCUCAAAGAACACGUGUAUUCGCGGUUCUUCGGGAACUUUCUGAGGGACUCGGAUGCGGAGAGGUGUGGAGACGACGCCGUGAGUGUGUGGAGGGUGGUUGAAAGUGAUCCGGGGCGCUUUUCUUCGCCGGUCUACGACUCUUCUGCGAGUAGAAGGCUCCCGGUCCUCUCGAAACCGUCGGCGGAUGUUGAACUAGAGCUGUUGAGGGCGCGUAUACGGGCGCUCGAGAAAUGACUGUUGUGUCUAAGU